This is a messenger RNA of Cloeon dipterum, 2366 nucleotides long. RefSeq names its product transmembrane protease serine 11B-like protein. The coding region runs from base 231 to 2078 and encodes 615 amino acids. Gene Ontology annotation, molecular function: serine-type endopeptidase activity. NCBI's taxonomy places the organism in Eukaryota, Metazoa, Arthropoda, Insecta, Ephemeroptera, Baetidae. Gene Ontology annotation, biological process: proteolysis. The transcript has 13 exons. The record is from RefSeq and is a predicted model, not a curated record.
AAGAUCCGAGCCACGAGCUUUAGAUGCCUGCAACUUCGUCAAACGAAGCAACCACUUUCAUUCCUGGUCCACAAUUUGCUGACCAAACCGUUAGUUUCGGCCGUAGACGAAAGAUCAAGCUAAACAGGUGUUUACUUAGUGACAACAACAUUUUAGUGUUACAUGCUCAGCCCAAUAAUUAUUGGAAGUGCACAAAGCGUAUAGACGAUCGGAUCCAAAACCUGUGAAAAAUGCGCAAAAAAUUGUUUGUUCUGCUGCUGAUGGCCAUCAUGACUUUAUGCGAAGGAUUGACGUACAAUCCUGAGCCUCCCAAACCAGCAAGAGAUUGUCCGAACUAUGGCAAACGUAAACCUACUAAAGCACCAGUUUAUUCCCCUACAAAUGAAAAUUUGAGCUUUGAAAAUUGCGGACAGUGGGACGGUAGUGGUGACAUGCCUUGGACAGUGAUUAUUACAGCUAAACCUAACAGCAGCGCGUGGGCGAUCGACCCGAUGCCUCGCGAUUUGACGGACAACAGAGAAACCUAUGGAUUUUUGGUGACUGAGCAAACCGUGCUGGCUGGCUUCAAUCAAAUCAAUCACGACGACAUAGAAGUCUACCGUAUAUAUGCUGGCCCAUGCUACUCUGGGUCAAAGGACGAAGAGCUAUGCAAGUUUGGUAGAGGAUUACUACAACAAAAAGCACUAUCGAGAUCAAGAAACGUCUUCGGAGACAAUGGAUAUGAAAUGUGGAAAAUUGAAAAAGUCACAAUCACUCAGCAUUUGAAACCAAUCUGCUUGUGGAAUCUGAACAGCUAUGAUCGAGAAUCUAGAUUUGAUUCAUUUGUCUUCACUCAAAAUAACACGAGGAGUUUAAAAAGGACAGAGCUUUUGAGUCAUCAGCAGUGCUAUCUCAAUAAUUCGAUAUCCUCAAGUGUUUGCGACAAGUUGGACUCACUUAUGUGUUCUGCGUUUGAAUAUUCAGGAUUUUUUCUGAUAACGAAGGUCGAUAACAGAUAUUAUUUACGUGCAACCAGAUGGGGAAAUUUCUUGCUAUCGGAGGAUCGGGUUGAAAAUAGGAUUCUGUGGUUCGACAUUCUGCAGGGUAUUGACAGUAUUGUUGCUAACUCGACCGGCUUAUUUCUGAUGCCUCCAACUCCAAAACUAGCGACGGAAAUAGAUUUUGGGACUGGCGAGAGCUAUGCAGGUUGCGGAGAAGUCGCUCAGGAUAAAACCAGAGGCCGUGAAAAACGAGACACGGCAGUCGUCGGGUUCAUACACCAAGGAACUAAUGCCCCAAUCGAGCAGAAUCCCUGGCAUGCGAGCCUGUCCAUCAACUUUCCAACGACGGAUUCGCUCUAUGACAUAUGCGGCGGCACGCUAGUGUCCAAGAGAGUAAUAGUGACUGCUGCUCAUUGUUUGUAUGAUCCAAAUACUGGUGAUAAAAUUGAAGCGGAAUGGCUGGAAAUCACCUUAGGAAUGUACGACGCAACAGACAGCGAAGAAAUCGGGCGUCAGACGGUCCAGGCUGCUUCCAUUGUGAUUUAUGACGGAUAUGACUACGCCAGACACGAUUUUCAACACGACUUGGCCCUGAUAAUUAUGAAAAAAGACAGCAUCCAAAUAACAGGGCGAGUGAGGCCUGCCUGCUUGUGGAAUAGUAAAUAUGACUUCGAAAAUAUCGCCGGCAAAAAUGGAAAGGUGGUUGGCUUUGGCUUCACUGAAAAAUUCACAAAGUCGAGCAUCCUGCAGAAAGCGUACUUAAGAAUUGCUCCACACGAAGAAUGCUUUUACACAAAUAAAAAGUUCUACUCAAGGAAUCUGAGGCCCACACAAAACUUUUGCGCUGGAUUUCCGCACAAUGGUACAAAUGCUUGCAAUGGAGACAGCGGCGGCGGACUGCUCAUUGCUAAUGGACCUUCGGCAAGGAAAAAGCGGUUCUAUUUGCGAGGCGUCAUUAGUUUUGGUCCCAGCCAAAUUAAGGAGAAAAAUAAUGCUGAAAUACGUGUGUGUAACCCAUCUAAAUAUGCCUUGUUUCUCGACAUCACAAGCUACAUGCAAUGGAUCGUGGAUAACAGUCCUGAUAUUGCAGCAAUUUAACCAAAUCACCCCUAGACGAGCAUUAUAUAAUAUUUAGCAUUUUACCCUAGAGAUUUCUAAUUAACUAAGCUGAACGUACAAACUGUAACAAAAAAUACGUUAGAAAAUUAAAUCGUUCAUUAUUUUCCUGUUUCAUUACGGAUGUGUGAUUGGUCUCUUAGGGAAACCCUAUAUCAUACCAAGAUCGGGCGGUACAAAAAUCUAGUUUUAAUGAUUCUAAUGCUAUAUUUAAUGUUAUAUUAGGACUAAACUGGACAGUUGUAAAUCUCUGGGCGAAUUGUUGUAAUA